CGUAGCCGAAGUUAAUGUACAAUAUCGUUCUAGAAAGGAGCCGCUGUUAACAGCCUAACGCUCUACGAGUGCCCCGUUAUUUGACCCCCUUCUUCCUCCAGGGGAAAUGUCCACUCACAGUGCUAGGAAGUGCCACUUUUGAUGCGUUGCGACAGGCAUCCACUCCUCCCCCCCCUUGUUCAACUUCCAGGAGGUCCAGGUCCCAUCGCCCCGUUCCCGAACCGCGGCCCCGUCUUCAAUUCAUCCCGAUUGCAUCCCGUCCCCGUGAAACUUGACAACGACAACCAACAAUUCAUUGACGGAUCAUCCGACGACGACAUCGCGCCGACGGCAUACAUCGAGAAAAGGCAAACUCCGUAAUUGCGCAACGACACCGGAACCCGAAUCUCGAACCCAACCUCCCCCUACAAACCGGCGGGGAGCCCAUCCCAUCCCAUCCCAUCACAUCCCGCCCCCCAAGCAUAAUAACCAACCACAACCACAACCGCCACCACAAUGGAAUUCGUCACCGCCCUCCGCGGCACCUUCGACGACGGCAAGCCCUCCCUCUUCGAGCUUCUCUCCGAACAACAGCUCGCCUCUCUCCUCCCGCCUACGCUCCGCUACCUCCUAACCGUGCUCACGCACCGCUACCCGCGCCACCUCCUGCGCAUCCUCAACUCGUUCGACGAGCUCUACGCCCUCGCCGGCCUGUUGGUGGAGCGACACUACCUCAAAACGCGCGGCGGCUCCUUCACCGAGCACUUCUACGGCCUGAAGCGCGAAAAGGCGCUUGCCGCCGAGAUCCCUCGCGCCGCUUCUUCGGCGCCCAACGUGGUGCGUGACGCACUGAAACUAAGCGAUGCGGACAUCUGGAAGAACCUGGCGGUCAUGGUCGGGAUCCCUUACUUAAAAAGGAAGCUGGAUGAGGCGUACGAAGUCGACGCGCCGCGCGCCAUGCUGGGAGGCCAGUACACGCGGCCGCCGGCGAAAGGAGCCAAGAUGAAGGAACGGUUCCUGUAUUACUACCGGUGGUUUCUACGGAACGUGUACCCGAGCCUGAACGCGGCGUAUUACUUUGCCAUGUUGGCGUUUAACUUGGGGUAUUUGUUUGAUAACACAAAGUACCAUAACCCGUUCCUGUGGCUGAUCGGGACGAGGGUGCGGAGGAUGAAUGGAGCGGAUUAUCAGGCUAUUGAGGCUUUGGAGAAGGCGGUUGCUAAGGGUGGUGCACCCAGGUCAGGGGGGUCGAUGCUAAGCCCGAGGAAUAUGGGCCGACGACUAGUGGGUGGCUUGUCGCUGGUGCUGCCGACGAGUAUUUUCGCGCUCAAGUUCCUCGAGUGGUGGUACGCGUCGGACUUUGCGAAGCAGCUGAGUCGCAAGGCGGCCGAGAGUCUGGACCUGCCGCCGCCGACGGUGACGGGCUUGGUGGAGGCGCAGGCGAGGAAUAAGCCCAACAAGCCGAAGAUCACGAGGACGUCGGAGGAUGGGGUGGAGGAGAAGGCGGACGAUGAGGCGGAGGAAGGUGGUGCAGAAAGCAGCGAUAGCAAGGAGCCGACGCCGGAGACGGCGCCCAUAGCGGCUUCGACCCUGUUGCCGAUUUUCACGGUGCCACCGCCCAAGAGUUCCGAUCUCUGCCCCAUUUGCGAGGACGAGAUCCAGACGCCGGCGGCGUGCCAGACGGGUGUGGUCUACUGCUUUUCGUGCAUACACAAGUGGAUGAGUGGGACGCAUGCCAGGCAGGAGAAGUUCAUGACCAAGGAAAGGGAGGGCAAGUGGGAGAGCGGAGAGGGGAGGUGUGCGGUUACAGGAAGGAAAGUGUUGGGAGGGACGGAGGGGUUGAGGAGGAUCAUGGUCUAGUUGAUGAGCUGACUCGGCUCUGGGGAAAGUUUAAUGGAUAGCAUCGGAUCGGGCAUGAAUUGUAAAAGUGAACGUUAGACAUAUUUAAUGGCAUAUAUAAUUUUGCAGUUGGGUAACAAGUCACACACAGACUAAUAUCCUAGAUCAGUAUGAAGCAUCGGAUCUCGAUCGACCAUUACAACAGUUUCCUUGUCGUGCAAAAAGGGGGGGAAUUGGGGAUUUGAGGAAAUUUACAUGGAUCGAUCACUCACAAACAUGACGACGACCUGAAGGAAAAGAGAAAAAGAAAGACGACCGACACCACUUCAGUGAAACAACGAUCCGAAACUCGCAAAAAGCAAAAGAAGAUGCGG
Molecule: messenger RNA, 2192 nt
Organism: Neurospora tetraspora
Lineage: Eukaryota; Fungi; Ascomycota; Sordariomycetes; Sordariales; Sordariaceae
Product: Pex12 amino terminal region-domain-containing protein
Exons: 1
Coding region: 496-1839 (447 amino acids)
Biological process (GO): protein import into peroxisome matrix; protein monoubiquitination
Cellular component (GO): peroxisomal membrane; peroxisomal importomer complex
Molecular function (GO): protein binding; zinc ion binding; ubiquitin-protein transferase activity
Source: RefSeq, a predicted model, not a curated record